AUGCCAAAGACCUACACUUGCUCUAUCUGCAACCAAACUUUUCCCAAGUUCACCGACUGCAAGAUACACAAGGCCAUGCAUUCACCAGAAAAUAUGUGGUCAUUCAUCACCAUCAUUGAUUCCACCCAAUCAACAAUUCUAUUUGAUUUCAUUUUAGCAUGGGCGAGCAAUGCUUCAUCUGUCCUCAUGAUGGCUGUAACUACAGAGCUCACACCUCUUCAAACCUCACACAUCAUCGCAAGAAAGAACAUGGGUCGUGCGUUACCUAGUCUGCUAUGCUUGAGGUGGCAAGCACGUUCGACCCUUAAGGGGAAGCAAGUGCAGCGAAGAUCUAGAGUCUGUAUACCAGCAGCCUGA
Molecule: messenger RNA, 357 nt
Organism: Suillus fuscotomentosus
Lineage: Eukaryota; Fungi; Basidiomycota; Agaricomycetes; Boletales; Suillaceae
Exons: 5
Coding region: 1-357 (118 amino acids)
Source: RefSeq, a predicted model, not a curated record